This is a messenger RNA of Babesia ovata, 2466 nucleotides long. RefSeq lists its product as uncharacterized. Bases 1 to 2466 code for a protein of 821 amino acids. The record is from RefSeq and is a predicted model, not a curated record. Lineage: Eukaryota; Apicomplexa; Aconoidasida; Piroplasmida; Babesiidae. The transcript has a single exon.
AUGACGUCGCUGGGCCGUCGGUAUGCAGAGCUGAAGUACAAUGACAGGAUAGGGGACCAGGCACUGAGUGCCGUGCGUGACCUGAAUGGGCUCUUUUCGCCGUGUGCUGCCGACGCAAACCUAGAGGAUGUUGAGCUGCUUCGGAACGCGGUGAACAAACUCUAUACAGUCUACGCUGGGAUAUACAUAUCCCAGAACGCGCUGCUCGAGCAUGUCACACCCAUUGCUUUCGUCGAGUUCUACGCCGAGCUGAAGCUGUAUCUAACGCUGCUUUCCAAGAUCCACCUGAAAUUAGACAAGCCAGAGGCUAUUAACAUUGAGAUUUUCCCGGAUAUAGUUCCUUUCCCUCGUCAAAAGUUCGAGAGUUUGAAGUUGUAUGAAACUGCAUGGAAUCUGCCUGGCCCCCAAAGUGGGGAGAUUUCCCUUCUGUCUGCAGUGUAUCGCGCCAACGCUGCGAUAAUUUCCCACGAGGAGAUUUCGAAGCAGUUUGCAGCGUUGCGCUCUGCUGCGAAGUUCAAUCGUCUGCGCGAACUCGGCGUGAAGCUCUUCGACCGGAUCACCUCGCUGACUACCCGACAUAAGGACGGAUGUCGAAUCACGAGGGUGCUCUGGUCGCAGCAGCCCACGUUUGGCAGUUACCAUUUCUUGAAGAGCAUGUUGAUGUUCCACUUCCUCGGAAAAUGGGAAAAGGUGACGGUCCCCAAGUACUUCCCCAGUCGGAGCUCACUGCUAGACUGCAUGCUCGUGCCAAACAUCGAGAUACUGGAGGAGGCUGAAGGUGCUCAGAAGCCCAUAACAGACAUUUCACCCAAAGGCAAGGAUCUGCUUGGGCUGCUCAGCAUGCUUCACGGUACCGACAUCUUUGAGGUCCUGUAUGCCGAAGGCUACGAGGAGCAGUUCUCUCGGCACCCCAUGGUAAUGCUGUUCAACAACAACGCCGAGUGCUACGAGUUCAAGGCGGCUUACCCUGAGAACGUUGAACACUAUGUGAACACCGGCAGGAGCGUGUACAUGUUCAACUACGCCGAGGUAUGCGACUCCACCGGCGAGUCCAUUUUGUCGUCGAUGUUCCACGACGCGCAAUACUUGGCAGACUACUUGAUUCAGCGCUUUUCUACCAACUUCCCCAAGAGCACUGGCUUCACCCUGGGUUUACAUGGCACAAGCAUCGGCGGGAUGUUUGCGGCAAAGACCGCGACGUAUGUUACGUCUGCACACCCCCGUAACCUUAUUUCUUUUGCUUUGUUCCAGAAGACUUUCGGCAGCCUCUACAACAUGGCGGGGCUCCGCAUGGGUUGGUUCGGGCGGAUGUUCGCCCGCUUCUACGGCGGUAGCGUCGACGUGUACGACGACUACACGAAGUUGGAUAUUCCCAAGGUAACGGUGUUUGAUGUCAACGACGCGAUCAUCCCCUCUAACCUAAGCCUUUCGGCUCACGUGGGUCACCGUUUUAUGACGGAGAACUAUGGAGAUUUCGCGCAGCCUUUUUGCGAAGUGGCUGCAUUGUACCGUACUUCGGAGCUGUCCCUCGUGCGCAGCAGCGAGGCUGAUCGCGUGUACGCCGCAUUCUACGCCUUGAACUCUGCUGGUCUCCACUUGGGUGUACAGGAUAUGCUUGUUCGCGACAAUUGGCACAUGGAUAAGCACUACCUGUCCCUGUUCUUAGCGCGCAUGAUGACGUUUGGAAGCCUCCCCACCAACCCAUCCGUGACGAUGCACCCUUGGUCGCCGCGAAUCAGGCACCUGUGGCAGCUGAUCUCCGAUUGCCGCGUGCACGGUUUCGUAGCCGGUAAUCAGUAUGGCCACCUCUACUUGGAGAUGCCCGGCAGAAUCGCACUGCUCUUCAACAUGUUCUUCAAGGGUCGUGCUGCCCUCGAUACCCACAUGCCUCUGCACAACAUCGUCGUUACGCGCGAGAUUCCUACCUUCAUUUCCAAUGCGCCCGACGGAACCUACGGAUGGCAGGUUGUCGAACCAGCACCCGAAGGAGACACGAGCCCGUUGCGUUACUUUAUGAGGUGGCCAUCUAACACCCCGCGGUUCACUCCGCUGCUUACCAACCUCGCCAGCGAAAAUGUGCUCAAGGUGCUGCUGGAUGAUUUGGCGUUUUUCAACUUGAAUCCGGCGAGAGUGGACGGUGUCCAGGUGUACGCCUGGAUGCAGCUGUACACGCUGCUGCAUACCGUUGCGCUGCUAAGCACGUUGAACCAGUGCAAAGAGGCGGAGCCCGAGCCUCUGGUAAAGGCGGAGGCGUUCGUGGAGUCCGUUAUGCGCAAUGGCUUCGGCGUGGACAACCCGAAUCCAAUCGUCGCAGUGCCCGCCGUGAGAGACGGCCCCCAGGAGGACGAUAUCAACUUCUUCCGCGACCGCUACGGGAUGUUCGGAAACGUGCUGACGACCUUCACGAACCACGAAAUCCCUCUGGAGGCGAAGGAUUUCAAACUACUGGCACACAUUUUCAGUUGA